This is a messenger RNA of Lactuca saligna, 1434 nucleotides long. Lineage: Eukaryota; Viridiplantae; Streptophyta; Magnoliopsida; Asterales; Asteraceae. The record is from the annotation of a GenBank genome assembly.
AUGGUCAGUUUAGUAAUUGCAAACACGAUAUUCAUACAGAUUAAGCGUAGCUUAAUUGGAGUUCAUCACUUGAAUUUCUCUGUACCCAUCCAAGAUCGUUUGUCGAUACAUCAAGAUUCAACCAUGAGUCGCUCAGAGGGACCCCACCGAGGAUUUCUCCCAAUUGGGAAUCCCUUCAAGAUGAUGAUGCCCAAAACCUCUCAUCUCCCAUCAACAUUCCUAACUGCAUUCGAGAAAAAUCUAGCCAAAAGAUUUCAACAAUUAAAGCCAAAUCAUCCGAACGAUGUCAUCACCUUUUCAUGGAUGAAAUCCGCAUUAUCUUCAAUUUGUGAUACACUUGAUGACAUAAGAAAACUCAUUGUAGAUCUAGAGCUUCCAAUAUGCAGCUGGGAUAUAAAAUGGGUGGACAUGUAUUUAGACAACAGUUUAAAUUUACUCGAUUUUUGCAGUGCUUUUGGAACCGAUAUCGUGAGGCAAAGAUUCAGUUACGUGAUGCUAAAAUGUGCAUUACAUGAUCUUGAUUCAGAUAACCCACAAAAGCUAAUGAAAGCAUCUUCUUCACUUCACGAAUGGAGACAAUAUCACAACUCUUAUGACAACUCAAAGUUACAAGAUUGUUGUGAUGUUAUAUCCAAGCUUGAACAAACACUCAACUUGCCAAAAAUCAAGAACAUACCAAAAGCCAAAGAUUUGGUUAGAGCCAUGUAUGGACUCAAGGUUCAGACCAUGUUCAUCUUUACCACAUUUGUGGCUGCAUUUUCUACUUUCCCUAGGGUUCUUGUUGAGUUGCAGGUUCCUAAACUGUAUUUAUGGCAAGAAUCUUUUACAGAGUUGCAGGUGGUUGUCAAUGGUGAAAUCAAGAAUGUAUAUAGUUCGAAUGGGGUUUCUCCAUUGAUGGAGCUUCGAAGAAUUGAGGAAAAUGUGAAGAAGUUGUACCCUUUGCUUCAUGAUGGGUUGGGUGAUGUUAAAGAUGAAGUUUUUAAGAGUUAUUGUUGUGAAUUGAUGGAGAAUAAUGAGAAGUUUUUGGUUGGGUUGGAUGAGAUCAAAUCAGAAAUGGAUCGAUUUUUUAAAGUUGUGGUGAGUGGUCGGAUGGCGUUGUUGGAUAAUUUUCAACUGCAACGACCAAGGAGUGGGGUCCAACAGUCGAUUAUGUUGUGGAAUUUGGUGGGAAUUUCAUCUUCUUUCUCCGUCACCACUUACACCUCCGACGAUCUUCUCAAUGGAGAAGAAGAACUCCGUCACAAAAAAAUCAAACCAUACACUCCAAAAUGGGAACCAUCGUCCAUGGCCACCAUCGACGACCUAACUCUCACACUGAUGUUCUUUCUCAGAUCCCUGACUAUGAAACAAUCGAUUUCAGUGGAGAUAACGGACUGCUUCUCUAAAUUCAUAGUUGGAUUAAAAACCCACAAUGAACUCGCCAUCAAUUCUUGA